AUGGGUGUCAGAUGCUUCUCAAUUGCUGUGAUGCUGGCCUUUGUCUACUGGAACGCUUUUCGAUCAAUCAAACUGGACAACACUCUAAGAUACGAACUUGAGAACAGCACUUCCAAGAACACGAUCCUACGAUGGAUAUAUUCGGGGAGUCAAAGGGAGGUGGACUUUCGGCAGUAUUUGGAGCACAAGGAAAAAGACAAGCGCCAGCGAAUUCGAAAGAAGGCGGCAAUACUGGAGCAAAGCCCUGAGUUUUGGAAAACCUUCACCAUGGUGACACCGCUUAUAGUGGCCGAGAUGGCUGCCUCAGUUCUGUUUGAGUUGCUGGUCGCCAUCUUCUCCUUUUCAAUUGCCUUGUACACACUGGUCAUUGGUGUUUUCUAUCAAGGCGCGGACAUCAAGCCACUAUUGACCGCGAGCUUUGGGCAGAUCAUGCCUAUGCUUCUUCUGAUCGUUAUUGCUCUGACAGCAGUUGAGGUUGGCACAAUCAAGAACUUCCGAAGGAUUGAGAUCGAGGUCGAAAUUAAAAAACAUCCCGCCUUAUUGCACAAUACUACGAGGGGCGGCCCGGGACCAGAGAGGAACGGCGUGCUCUCGAGCCGGGCACAGUCUUUCAACUUGCAGAACAGCAUGAUGGGCGUCACAGAGGAGUUUUCAAUGCAAAGCCCACGCAAAACCUAUGAGACCUCAUUAUUGCCUAUGGCUGCUGCAUCUCAUAGUCAACCAGACCUCUCAGGCACUGCUGGCCUUGGCACGAGCGUCGACUCGAUGACCAGAUGGAUGACACCGAGGAGAAUGACAACAAUAGAAUUAGAAGAGGGGAAACGGCACUCGAAAGGAGGCACCUAA
Fusarium musae is the source of this 846-nucleotide messenger RNA. RefSeq lists its product as uncharacterized. The coding region runs from base 1 to 846 and encodes 281 amino acids. The record is from RefSeq and is a predicted model, not a curated record. The transcript has 3 exons. Lineage: Eukaryota; Fungi; Ascomycota; Sordariomycetes; Hypocreales; Nectriaceae.